Fundulus heteroclitus (mummichog) is the source of this 2317-nucleotide messenger RNA. RefSeq names its product ankyrin repeat and SOCS box containing 14b (gene asb14b). Gene Ontology annotation, molecular function: protein binding. Gene Ontology annotation, cellular component: cytoplasm. The transcript has 10 exons. Gene Ontology annotation, biological process: intracellular signal transduction. The record is from RefSeq and is a predicted model, not a curated record. The coding region runs from base 109 to 1857 and encodes 582 amino acids. NCBI's taxonomy places the organism in Eukaryota, Metazoa, Chordata, Actinopteri, Cyprinodontiformes, Fundulidae.
GUGUGGACCGGGGAGCCCACUGGCUGACAGUGUGAAAACUGCCAGUGGAGUACUGCCAUUUUGCUUGAGAGACACCUUCGUCAAAAUUGCCGUUUUCCCGACUAUGAGAUGAGCUCUGAAACAGGAGAUGACUUUGAUCAGUCGGAGGAUGACCUGGAUGAGGACGAGGCGACGCAAUACAUAAUUGAACAAAGCCUGAUUCAGUAUAGGAAACUGAAGGGGUUGAAUCCGAGUGACCUAAAGCCCAGCCAAGACCCCGAUGAGAUAUUCAAAGCCAUCAAGGAUGGAGAUGAGGUUGCGCUGAACAGACUAGCAGAGCAACCUGAGACUCUGUCUAGAGUCGACGAGCGAGGAUGGAUCCCCCUGCAUGAGGCCGCAGUGCAGGAGAACAAAAAAAUGCUAGAGAUGAUCUUCUCAGCAUCACCUCCGGGAGCAGUUCAGUGUCGCACUCUGAAGGGUGAGACGCCUCUGUUUCUAGCUGUGGUCCAUGGCCUGAGACAGAACGCCACAUUCCUGUUACAGAAUGGCUGCAGCCCAGAUGUUCAAAAUGAUGAGCAGGACUCUCCCUUGGUGGCAGCGAUUCUGAACGACCAGUAUGACUUGGCCACACUCUUGCUUCGCUACAAUGCCGCCGUCGACCAAACAGGACCGCUAAACAGGACCGCGCUGCAUGAGUCUGCCUUUUUAGGUCUGGAGAACUUUGUGUAUCUGCUGCUGGAGUCAGGCGCCAACCCAAACGCGGUGGACGUCAAAAAGAAAACUCCACUUGCGCUGGCUGCGCAGAACGGACAUCUGAAUGUGGUGGAGACUCUGUUGGAGAAAGGAGCCCAUGUGAGGUCAGAGUCGGAGUCGGGUACCGUGCUAUUUGAUGCAGCAGCAUCAGGAAACCCUGAUGUCAUCUCCUUGCUCUUGGAUCAUGGAGCAGAUCCCAACCUUCCUCUCUACAGUGGGCACCUGCCAAUUCACCGCGUGGCAUACCACGGGCACAGACUGGCGCUGGAAAUCCUCAUCCCUGUCACCAAGCUACAGGCUAUCAAAGAAAGUGGAAUGAGUCCACUCCAUUCGACCGCAGCUGGAGGACACGCCCAGUGUUUAGAGAUUCUGCUCAAAGCGGGCUACGACCCAAACUUCAUGCUGCACCCGAGGGUGCGGCGCAGCUACGAGGAUGAGCGCAGGUCGGCCCUCUUCUUUGCCGUGUCCAACAACGACCUCUACUGCGCCCGCUUACUGCUGGAGGCCGGAGCGAUGGUGAACCAGGAUCCCGUCAACUGUCUGCAGGUGGCCCUCAGACAGGGCAACUAUGAACUCAUCAACAUCCUGCUGAAAUACGGAGCGAACGUCAACUACUACUCCCGCAUCAACACCACUCACUUCCCCUCGGCCCUGCAGUACGCCUUGAAGGACGAGGUCAUGCUGAGGAUGAUCCUGAACCACGGUUACGACGUCAAGCGUUGCUUUGACUGUCCGUACGGCGGCAGUUCUCACGACUACGCUCCUUGGACAACCUCUGUCAUCAAAGACAUGGUGUUCUGUGAGGUUAUAACAGUGUCUUGGCUGAAGCCCUUAUCUGGUCAGGUGGUGCGCAUCAUGCUGGACUACACAGACCAUGUCUCCUUCUGCCCUAAACUGAAAGACACCUUGCAGCAGCAGAAGCAAUGGCCAGAAAUCUGCCACAUUCAACGAAGCACCCGGAGCCUGAAGCACCUAUGUCGGUUGAGGAUAAGGGAGCACCUCAGCCGUCUGCGCUUGAGAGCCCCAGUUUUUAUCAACUUCCUUCCUCUCCCUCCAAGACUGAAAGACUAUCUACGUUUUAAGGAGUUUGAUGUUUACACCAGGGGGAGCAUGGUUAACCCCUGAAGAAGACAAAGUCAAAGAUGUUACUGACAUCAGCAUGUCUGAUGCGUUCCUGGUACAUUUAUGUUAGAUAUUACCAUAAUUAGAUUUUUUUUGUGUGUGUGUGUGUAUUUGUCUUGAGGUAUGAUUUGCAUAGAACUAUGUGCGGCCUUCUCUUUAAAAUAUUUUAUUAUCAAUACCUUGUAUAAUUAUUUACUCCUGUUUAUACAAAACUGUUUUGUCUGAGGUCUCUUAAAGACAAAAAAUAGUAAAAAAUAAAUAAAUAAAAAUCAUUGUAUUUCUAUCCCUUAUAAUCUAAGAUGCUUUUCAUGGGUAAACCUAAAAAAGGGCAGGAGCUGUAAAUUUAAUAAAAUGUGUCCAAUGUCUACGGACGUGUCUGUAUGGCAAAAACGCUGCCUCUACAGCACUACUCAGUGGUGGAGAGACGAAUUGCAAUAGUGGUGAAUCAAAUUCCACUUAUUUA